UACCAUAUAUUUUGAAUUUUUUUUAUAAUUUACAAUAUAUGUGUUAAUUUCCUUAUAUAUAUAUAUACUAAGAGGAAUUUACAUGAAAUAUGGGAAAAUUCACUAAAAUUUGAUAUAUAUGGCUUUUUUUUUGUGUGUGCAUUUUUUAUGGUUUUUUUUGUUGUUUUCCUUUUUUAUGGGUUUUGUUUUCCCAUAUUUAUCAAAAUAUUGCUUUUAUAUCCCAUAUUUUUUUGUAUACGUUUUUUUUUUCUAUAGGGGUAUUUUUAUGAGUAAAUUUUUGUCUUUUUAUUUUUAUUAUUAUUUUUAUUAUUUUGGUAAACAUUUUUGUAAGAAAAUUUUAAUUCAGUAGUGGUUUAUUAUGCAUUUAUGUGAUGGCUUUUUAGUCAUUUUAUGUGUUUUUUUUUAUUAUUUUAUUUUAUUUUAUUUUUGAAUUUUUUUUUUAAAGGAAAUCAAUUCCCAGUAUGCAUGCAGGUACUUGAGUACCCAGCCUUUAUCACGUUUUUAUCUUCUUCACGUUUUCUGAAUUUUAUUAGUAUAUUUUAUUAAGUAUCACAUUUUCUUCAGUGGUGAUUUGUGUUCUUAGUUUUCGUUCUUGUGUUAGGGUUUAUUUGAGUUCUUUGUUGUCGAUUUUCUGCCUUCUGUGCGUGUGUUUCGUCUCGGUGAGUACCUGGUUUCAGGUAUGUCUUUUUCUGUUUGCUUCAGUAUCACGUUUUUUAUAUAUCGUUUGGUUCAAAUUUUUUCUUUCUUUCAGCAUUUGGUUUUUUGUGUUGAUUUCUUCUUUUUUUUUCUUUUUCUUAGGAUUUUUAUAAGUUUCUCGUUGUGGAUUUGUGCCUCUUUGUGGUGUUUUCGUAUCGGUGAGUACCCGGUUUCAGGGUUUAUUUUAUUUUAUUUUUUUUAAUGUAAAUUGAUUGUUAAUUUUGCUUUGUAUUAUAUAUUUUUCUGUCGUGGGUGGUUGUUUUUUAAUCUGUGUUAAUGACGGUUUUUAUAUUUGGUGCACGAUUUUAUCGUUAGUUUUUUAGUGGGGUUUUUGUCAGUUUUUGAUCAGUUUAUUAUUUGGGAAGUUUAUGGGUAGUUAUUUGUAAUUUGUGCUCUAUAUAUGUGUAUAUCUGUUUUUCUUUUUUCAUUUGUGUUGUUUGUUUUUUUUUUUAUGUAGUGCAUUGAUAUUUCUCUUGCUCGAAUUUGUGUGAUGGAUCACUGUGGUGAAUGCGGUGGUGUUUCUGGUUCGGAGAAGAAAAUUUCUGGUAUAGUAGAGGAUGAAUCGAAGAAUGUAGGGGAUGAUAUUUGCGAGAUUCUUCCUCGAAGGAGUAACAUUACACAUUUGAAGUCUGUUGCAAGGAAGAAGAGUAAAUCCCCUUCCUCUGUUGCAAGGAAGACAAGUAAAUCGCCUUCCACUGUUAAACAGGCGAAGGAUUCGUGUGCAUCUGGUAGUAAGGAUGCUGGAGAUGAUUCUCAUGAGACUAAACAUGUUGUGGCUCAUUUAAAGAUAUACCCCUCCAAGAGGUUUGGUAGUAAGGUUCAACAUUUUAAUGACAAGAGUGUCAUUACUGACUUGAAAUCUAAGUUGACUAAAAGUCAGAAAUCAUUGUUUAAGAAGACCCCAUUUGGGCACUUUUUAGAAGUAUGUGAUAUUCAUUUUCAAACUCAACUUGCCCAGCUUGUGUUAUUGAGAGAGGUAUCUCAUGAGAGGGAGGAAGAGGAAAUGUGGUUUAAGCUUGGUCGUAGAGUGUGUAGGUUUUCUAUUGAAGAGUUUGCUCUAGUUACGGGUCUUAGAUGUGAUGGUGAUUUUGAUUUAAGUCGUUUUCAAAAAAAGAAGGUUUUGUUUAAGAAAAAAAUAUUUGGCCGUUUUGUUGGUAAGGUGUCGAAGUCUGAAUUACGCAAUGCUUUUAUUAGUAAGGAUCUAGUUGAUGAUGAGGAUGUUGUCAAAUUGGGUAUAGUUCAUAUCCUAGUUAACUAUUUGUACGGCUAUACUAGUGAUAAGUUGGUUGAUGAUUUCUUUUUUGAGAUGGUUGAUCGAGAUUUUUCUGAAUUAGCAAAUAUUAGUUUUGGCAAGUUUGUAUGGGAUAGGAGUUUUCAAUAUUUGAAAACUGCUUUGAAGGGUGGGAAUAAAAUCUUUGAUGGACUGUUCGUUGAUGGGAAGGUUGGCCUUCACCCUUACAAACUUCUUGGGUUUCCCAUUGCUUUUCUUGUAUGGAUUUAUGAAAGUAUAGCUGAGUUGAGUCCUGAGUUUUGUCAACGGGUUGGGAAAAAAUUUCCACGUUUGUUGAAUUGGAAGAGUACAGAUAAUGCGUUCUAUGCAAACUUGGUGGGAAAGGUUUUCAACAAUCAGAAGUUGACUAUCCUGAAUGUCUAUCCGUCUUCUGAGGAGAGAAAGAAACUGGCAGUAAAGAAGUUUAAGUUUGAGCCUCUAUACUUGCCGAAGGUGUGUGCUGAAGAUGGAGACAGUAGUCCGGGUACCCAGGUUGAUAGUGAAAAGUUGAGAUUGAUUUGUGAAUCAAUCUCAUCAAUAAAAGCAUGCCAAGAAACUAUUAUUAGUGACAUUGCAGUUAUGAGAUCUGAGUUCAUGGGGAAACUCAGUGAUUUAUCUGCAAUGAUUGCAAAAUUUGUUGCAAAAAAUUCUGAAAAAGUUGCAAAUUCAAGUGAUGAAAGUGCUGGUUUUAAUGAAGGGGAAAAGCCAGAUGAUUUUGAUAAUGUUUCCAGUCCUAUUUCUGAUGAUUCUAAGGUAACUUGUUUGUUUUUAUGCUUUAUUGUUUUUUUAACCAUUUUUAGUUGUAACCAGAUUGUUUUUUUUUUUUUUUGGCUAGGAUUGUGGAAAUGAUUCAGCUGAAGAGUCUGAUGAUAGUAAGGUAACUAGUUUAUUUUUCUUAAUAGUAUGUUUUCUUUCUGUAGUUGUUUAGUGUAACCAGUUAAUGUUGUAACCAGUUUCAUUAUUUCUUUUAGGGUGUUGAGAAGGAUUUAAAUGAAAAUUUUGAUGCUGUUUAUUCUGGGUUGGAGUUGUCAAAUGUUGUGGGUGGAGAUAAGGUUUUGUAAUUUAUUUUUGUUUUGUUUCUUGUAUUAUUUUAUUUAAAAUUGAAUUUGUUGUAAUUGAUUUUAUUUUUAUUCAUUAUAGGAUUUUACAAACAAGCCUGAGUUCAGUUCAGUUGGUUUAAGUUUUGAAGAAGUAUAUGUUGAUCCAGAGAUUUUGAGUGUUAUUGAUAGAACUGUUCAGUAUGCAGAAGGAGAAAAGAAAUUUACCGGGAGUAAGGAUGAUUGGAAGGUUGUGAUGGUUGGUGAUGAUGAUGAGGUUCCUGUUGCUAUUGAAAAGAGGGAGCCUAAACCUAGUACUCAUGUCAAGUCUCCUUUUGUUACUGAGUUUGGUUCUUCUGAUGUUAAAGAAACUGUGAAGAGGAAGGGAGUGGAAGUGGUGAUUGUUAGAGGAUUGGUUCCAUUUGAAAAUGAAAUAGGGCAGAAUGUUUCAAAGAAUGAUUGCCUGGAUUAUAUUUCUUGGAUUGAGGAUAAAAUGAAUUUUAAGAAUAAGUAUGUUUUUUUAUAUUUUCUUUAAUAUUAUUAUUCUUGAUAUUUAAUUGUUUGUUAAUAUAUAUAUAUUUUUUUUUGUUUUGAAGGAAGAAUAAAUUUUCUGAUGUCAAUAACAUUAUCAAUCCCCCAAUGGAUUAUUCAUUUGUUAAAAUUUCUGAGAAAAGGUGGUUUUACAAGCUUCAAACUUGUGGGGAGGAGCUUAUGGACACUGUAAGUAACCAGGUUCUUGUUAUAAUGUUUAUUUAGUAGUAUUUUUUUGUUUAGAUGUUUUUUUUUUGUUGAUCAUGUUUAAGUCAAGUAACCAGGUUCCUGUUAAUAAGUGUGUAAAAUAUUUUUAAAUUUUGGGUAGUAACCAGGUUCUUUGAAGCAUUGUGUGUAACUUGUUUUUUUUUUAUUAUAUAUUGGCUAGUAACCAGGUUCUUGGUAUAAUGAUUCUUAAUUAGUCUUUGUUUUGUUUAGAUGUUUUGUUUUUGUUGUUGAUCAUGGUUAAGAAAAGUAACCAGGUUCCUUUUAGUACUGUCUGUAAAUUGUUUUUUUUAUUUAUGGGUAGUAACCAGGUUCCUAACUUUUGUAUGUUUAUUUAUUUUUUGUAGCAUAUAAAUGUAUGUUUUUAUUACCUGAGGAAGAAGAUUAAGCUGGUUGAUGGUUUGAACAAGAGGGUUACAACUACAGACUCUUGGUUUGAUGCAACUAUCAAGGGUUUGUAUGAUAACUUUGUGGCAGCCAAAUGUGAUUCAAGCAUCAUUCGUUUUGAUAAUCUAAUUUCAGAUUACAUUAUUGGUGAAUAUUUGUUUUGUAACACUCCUUGGGUGGAUGUGGAUCAUGUUCUUUUUCCUGUGCAUGUGAAGGUUCAGUUGCAUUGGGUUUUUAUUCACUUUUCCAUUAAGAGUAGGAUGUUAACUGUCUACAAUUCUUUGACGGGGAAGAAGAAUGAGAGUAUUGCUUUGCCAUAUGUGAAGGCUUACUCUGUUGUUUUACCAUAUUUUCUAGAUUUUCUUGAUUUUUAUUGUUCUAGGAAAGAUUUGGACUUGAAUGUUGGUCCA
This is a messenger RNA of Humulus lupulus (European hop), 4556 nucleotides long. RefSeq lists its product as uncharacterized. The coding region runs from base 1187 to 2815 and encodes 542 amino acids. The transcript is spliced from 4 exons. NCBI's taxonomy places the organism in Eukaryota, Viridiplantae, Streptophyta, Magnoliopsida, Rosales, Cannabaceae. The record is from RefSeq and is a predicted model, not a curated record.